Messenger RNA from Brassica napus (rape), 2504 nucleotides. RefSeq names its product beta-glucosidase BoGH3B. Gene Ontology annotation, biological process: glucan catabolic process. Gene Ontology annotation, molecular function: beta-glucosidase activity. The coding region runs from base 229 to 2241 and encodes 670 amino acids. NCBI's taxonomy places the organism in Eukaryota, Viridiplantae, Streptophyta, Magnoliopsida, Brassicales, Brassicaceae. The transcript is spliced from 13 exons. The record is from RefSeq and is a predicted model, not a curated record.
UACUUUCGGUGAUAAUAAAAGUGAUUUCUUUUCUGGAAAAGGAAGACACUUUGAUAAAGAAACGACGUCGCUUUGGUUCGUCGUCAGGUACAGAUGUUUUGUGGGAAAACGUGAGCCAACCCACGUUUCAAGAGAGAGAGAGAGAGAGAGAACAACUGCAUCAUACAUUACUAUUCUAGUGUUGCUGUAAUCUUCUUCUUCUUCACCAGAUUGGUCACUGUUGGGAAGAUGAGCAAAGUUGUAUGGAUCGUAGGGAUUCUUCUAUGGAUGUGUUGUGUGUGGGUUUGUAAUGGGCAGGGAGAGUAUGUGCUGUACAAGGACCCCAACCAGAAGGUUUCAGAUCGAGUUGUGGACUUGUUGGGUAGAAUGACUCUUGAAGAGAAGAUUGGUCAGAUGGUUCAGAUUGACAGAAGUGUUGCCACUAUCAACGUAAUGAGAGAUUACUUCAUCGGAAGUGUAUUGAGUGGUGGUGGGAGUUCUCCACUCCCUCAGGCAACUGCUCAGAAUUGGGUUGAUAUGAUAAACGAAUAUCAAAAGGGAGCUCUUGUUAGCCGUCUGGGCAUUCCUAUGAUAUAUGGCAUUGAUGCCGUUCACGGCCAUAACAAUGUCUACAACGCUACCAUCUUCCCUCACAAUGUUGGUCUUGGAGCCACCAGGGAUCCUGACCUGGUAAAGAGGAUUGGAGCAGCAACUGCAGUCGAAGUCAGAGCCACUGGGAUUCCAUACACCUUUGCUCCUUGCAUUGCAGUUUGUAGAGAUCCUAGAUGGGGUAGGUGUUAUGAGAGCUACAGCGAGGAUCACAAAGUUGUGGAAGACAUGACUGAUGUCAUACUUGGUUUACAAGGAGAGCCUCCUUCCAACUAUAACCACGGAGUUCCAUUCGUUGGUGGAAGGGAUAAAGUUGCAGCGUGUGCCAAGCAUUAUGUGGGAGAUGGUGGGACAACCAGAGGAGUCAACGAGAACAACACAGUGACUGAUCUACACGGUCUUCUCAGCAUUCACAUGCCUGCUUACGCUGAUGCAAUUUACAAAGGCGUUUCCACUGUGAUGGUUUCUUAUUCUAGCUGGAAUGGUGAGAAGAUGCAUGCCAAUACUGAGCUCAUUACAGGGUAUCUGAAAGGUACCCUUAGGUUUAAGGGUUUUGUUAUUUCGGAUUGGCAAGGCGUUGAUAAGAUAUCAUCACCGCCGCAUUCUAACUACACAGCUUCUGUCCGAGCUGCAAUCCAGGCUGGCAUUGACAUGGUCAUGGUCCCUUUCAACUUCAACGAGUUCAUCAAUGAUCUUCUCUCCUUGGUGAAGAGCAAAGCAAUCCCCAUCACACGGAUUGAUGAUGCUGUCAGCAGAAUCCUCCUUGUCAAGUUCACCAUGGGUCUCUUUGAGAACCCUUUGGCUGAUUACAGCUUUUCAAAUGAACUAGGAAGCCAGGCACAUAGAGACUUGGCAAGGGAGGCUGUUAGGAAGUCUCUUGUGCUGCUGAAAAACGGGAACAAAACUAAUCCUAUGCUCCCACUUCCAAGGAAGGCUUCAAAGAUCCUUGUUGCUGGUACUCAUGCUGAUAAUUUAGGUUACCAAUGUGGUGGUUGGUCCAUAACUUGGCAAGGGUUGAGCGGCAACAAGAACACAAGGGGAACUACAAUUCUUGGCGCUAUACAAUCAGCUGUUGAUCAAAGCACUGAAGUUGUCUUCAGCCAAAAUCCAGGUGCUGAGUUCAUCAAGUCGAACAACUUUUCUUACGCGAUCAUUGCCGUUGGUGAGCCUCCAUAUGCAGAGACAGCUGGAGAUAGCGACAAGCUAACUAUGAUGGAUCCUGGUCCAGCCAUCGUAACCUCCACUUGUCAGGCUGUCAAAUGCGUGGUUGUGGUCGUUUCAGGCAGACCGCUUGUGAUGGAACCUUACGUUGCUUCCAUCGAGGCGUUGGUUGCAGCUUGGUUACCGGGAACAGAAGGGCAAGGUAUCACUGAUGCUCUUUUUGGAGACCAUGGCUUCAGUGGGAAGCUUCCUGUUACAUGGUUCAGAAACACGGAGCAGUUGCCUAUGAGCUAUGGAGAUUCACCUUAUGACCCGCUCUUUGCUUAUGGUUCUGGUCUUGAAACUGAGUCUGUUGCUAGCAUUGUCGCUAGGUCAACGUCAGCUUCUGCUGCUAGCACAAAACCAUGCUUAGUCACAGUCCUUUGUCUGUUUCUCUUCCCAAGCCUAAGCCGAGUUUUUCAGAAGAUGAAAAGCUACAAAAGUUUGGAGUAAGAUCAGAUCAUUCUUUCGGUUAUUACCUAAUCAUGAGAGUUUCUUUUGGCAGCGUAGGUUUGUUCUUGUAGCAUUAGCUAAAGAGAUCCUGAAAUGUACCAUGUUAUCUGUGUGUUGUCGCAACCUGGAACAUUCUUGGAUGUUUAAAAUGGAAAGUUCUUCUUUAUAAACUAAGACGAUUCUCUGUUUUAGAACUAGUCUUGGAUGUUUAAAAUGUAUCUUUGACUUUGCUCGUCCUAAUGACAUUAUUUCAAUUUCUCCAA